Molecule: messenger RNA, 975 nt
Organism: Cavia porcellus (domestic guinea pig)
Lineage: Eukaryota; Metazoa; Chordata; Mammalia; Rodentia; Caviidae
Gene: Emp3
Product: epithelial membrane protein 3 (MAM blood group)
Exons: 5
Coding region: 429-920 (163 amino acids)
Cellular component (GO): plasma membrane
Source: RefSeq, a predicted model, not a curated record
GCGGCGAGAGAGGGCUGCGAGGUGAAGGAGGGAGGAGGGCGGCGAGGAGGGAGGCGGGGGCCUCAGAGGGGAAGGAGGGAGCAGAAGGGCGGGGCACGGAGGCCCGGGCCAGGGACAAGGCUCCAACUCUGACUUUUUCGGCGGCUCUUGGAGACAGGAUUCGGAGGACGCAGGUGCUACACCGAUAGUCCUACUCAGUGUGGGACCCAAGAGCCGGUCUCCCGCAGUCUGCAUCCUGCCCCAAGGAACACAAGAGUCUGGGACUGGACCUCUUCCUCCCUGAGAGACACAAGAGUUUAGUCCCAGACACUCCUCGCGCAGACCCAGACGUUCAGACCCCAACCUCCUCCCUCGGUCUCCCCCGCCUCGGUCCCAGGCUUAUGACCCUCCACCUAAAGCUGCCCCACCCCUAGGCUUCCAUCGCAGCCAUGUCGCUCCUCCUGUUGGUGGUCUCUGCCCUUCACAUCCUCAUCCUCAUCCUGCUUUUCGUGGCCACUCUGGAUAAGUCCUGGUGGACUCUCCCUGGGAAAGAGUCCCUGAAUCUCUGGUACGACUGCACGUGGAACAACGACACCAAAACGUGGGCCUGCAGUAACGUCAGCGAGAACGGCUGGCUGAAGGCAGUGCAGGUGCUCAUGGUACUGUCCCUCAUCCUGUGCUGCCUGUCCUUCAUCCUGUUCAUGUUCCAACUGUACACCAUGCGGCGCGGGGGGCUCUUCUACGCCACCGGCCUCUGCCAGCUCUGUACCAGUGUAGCAGUGUUUUCCGGGGCCCUGAUCUACGCCAUCCAUGCCGAGGAGAUUGUGGCAAAGCACCCGCGCGGGGGCAGCUUCGGGUACUGCUUUGCGCUGGCCUGGGUGGCCUUCCCCCUGGCACUGGUGAGCGGCAUCGUCUACAUCCACCUGCGGAAGCGGGAGUGAGCCCUCCGCCCACUGCCCAGCCGAAUCCUCCGGAGAAUAAAACCAUUUCACCGGG